UGAAACUGGCGCCAAAUUUUCAUUCAAACAAAUUUGAGCCACACUGAGCAGUAGUCGAAUUCAUUUCACUGAGUGUAGCACACGCAUCAACGUGGUUCUCUUUGGUUGUAGCGAAACGAAUUUUUAUUUAGAACUGUUGUGCUGUUUCUUUUCCGCUCUUGGAGGCUGUUUAGGUUACGGCUCGAACAGGCUGGUCUUCCAAGUUGAUUUCGGUAGUCGUUUUUGUUGCGUGACACGAUGGGUGAGAAGCUGGAUGACUCGCACCAAUCCGCCAAUGAUGACGAGAAGGAUGUCGACGAGCUAGCCGCGUCACCGAACGCUCUGAAUGACAGCAGCAGCGGACAGGAUGACGGUAUCCUCAACGCAUCGGAUAGACGAAUGAUUUCGGCUCAGCACAACCUCAAACCCGAUGGCUUCUUCGUUAGGGUUCUCAAGGUCAUCUUCUAUAUUCCGAUGAAAAUACUUUCUGUUUUUGGUAUCUCUCUCUGGCAGAACAACCUACAGGUCUCUGGAAAUUCAAAAAUCGACAAGAGCCCUCUACGCCCAGCAUCUACAUCACCUCAGAAGAGAAAGAGAGAAGAUCUAGACGGAUCACCGACUCUGCUUGAUGAUAGUGAUGAUGCGGAAGAGGAAGAGGGGAAGAAUAAAGAUAUGGUGAAGGUUAUAGAUGAGGCUGUAGAGGGAUACGAAUCAGGAGAGGACAAGGACUUCAAGCCCGGGGAUGAGAGUUCAUGUAGUGAUGAGUAUACCGAGGGAGACACCGAGACUGAUCUCUCUAAACUCAGCAAUGAAGACGUUUCUGAACCCCGUCCAUCCCUCUACAGGAACAUCACCGAGAUCGACAAAGAUGAUAAUAAAAACAACAAGGAGAAGACACAGAUCCCGGAUGUGGUUACCAUGCCAACCAAGUGUAUUGAUGAACCCGUCCCAAAGACCGAGUUACAGACCCCAGCUACUGUUGGUGUGAUGGGUUAAACCAGAGUUAAACCAGGGUCAAACCAAUUUAAACCAGUGUUACACCAGGGUUAAACCAAAGUUAAACCAGUUUUACACCAGUUUUAAUCCAAAGUUAAUCCAGGGUUAAACCAGAGUUAAACCAGACUUGA
Messenger RNA from Strongylocentrotus purpuratus (purple sea urchin), 1106 nucleotides. RefSeq lists its product as uncharacterized. The record is from RefSeq and is a predicted model, not a curated record. NCBI's taxonomy places the organism in Eukaryota, Metazoa, Echinodermata, Echinoidea, Camarodonta, Strongylocentrotidae. The coding region runs from base 238 to 975 and encodes 245 amino acids. The transcript has 4 exons.